AAGUAAAUUCAUUGAUAAACAAUAGAUACCCCAUAAUUUAAAAGGAAACAAAAACACAUAUGUAUAUGAUAAAAAAAUGACAAAAAAACACCUGCCUUUUGGAUGGGUAGUAACCACAGUGACCCAUAUGCCUCAAAUAUGACCAUAACAAAAAAAAUCAUCUAUAAUGAAAAAUAUUAAAAAAUAAAUCAGUUAUAAAAUUAUGACUACGUGUGAUUGUCACCAAUCGAACACAGCAAGUUAGAAGAAAUUCAAAGAACAAAUAAUCCAGAGAUUUUAUUAUUAUAGUUCAAAGGCAUUUUUAUUGAGUUUAAAAAUUAAUUGCCAAAGUUGUGAUAAAAUGAAGCACCAGCAGGUGGUAGUAGACUACUGGACGAUGUUGAAAACAUCCUGCACCUGUUUGUUGUUGGCCAUUUCUGGCUAUGUGCUCAUAAAAAUGGUGCAGACUAUAUUUUAUCUACCGGGCUAUUUGAAAAAUAAUCAAAAACGUUUGGAAGAGUUGGCAGCCAAAUAUAAUUUAGAUUUAGAAAAAGAAAUAGCUGAAGCAGAAAUUGACAAAGAAGAGGAACAGGAAAAUAAAGAAGAAGAAAAUCAAGAGACAAAAGAAAAUUUACUUAAAAAUGCAGAUAAUGUUCAGGAAGAUGAUUUAGUUAAGGAACCUAAAAAACUUAAAUAGUUUAUACCCAACGAAUGGUAUUAAUUUUUUCUUUUUUUAACUUGUUUUAUGACAAAUUUUAUUAUAUUAAUUACUACAUACAAUAAUAAAACUAAUAAAUCUUUAAAUAUUACUUACUUGUAGGUUGU
Lucilia cuprina (Australian sheep blowfly) is the source of this 804-nucleotide messenger RNA. RefSeq lists its product as uncharacterized. The transcript is spliced from 2 exons. Bases 341 to 676 code for a protein of 111 amino acids. The record is from RefSeq and is a predicted model, not a curated record. Lineage: Eukaryota; Metazoa; Arthropoda; Insecta; Diptera; Calliphoridae.